UCCGCCGGUGUUGUGCAACGCUGACACCGUUUGACCGGAUUAUUACCGGCGGGUUCAUCAUGAGAACUCAUAUUUUUCCUUUCCUCAAUAUUUUACUUCCUCUUUCCUUCUCUUUCAUCCUCUCAACUUUCCAUCUCUCCCUAGUAGCUUCUUCUUCUUCAAAUCUCAUCCAAGGCACCUGCAAAAAGUGUUCCGACACCGACCCAAAUCUCAGUUACAACUUUUGCACAGUCUCCUUCGAGUCUUCUCCCGACGGUCGCCGGUGCGCCGAUCUCCGAGACUUGGGUCUCGUCUCGAUAAGAUUGACCAAAAACAACGUGACUUCUACUAGGCAUUUCAUAAAACACCUUCUCCACAAUGACAAUAAUAAGAAGAAAUUGGACCCUUAUGUGAAGGCUUGCUUGAGAGACUGUAUGGAGCUGUUUAAUGAUGCGGUGUUGACAAUCAAAGUGGCUGUGAAGGAUUACAAGGCGAAGCGAUACGAUGACGCGAAUAUAGGUUUGAGUUCGGUGAUUGACGCUUCAUCGACGUGUGAGGAUGGGUUUAAGGAGACCGAUGAAACCAAAAAGCACGUUGUUUCGCCUUUGUCGAAGAGAAUGUAUUACCGGCGGGUCUCCGCCGGUAAUACAUACAUCACCGGCGGGGUCCGCCGGUAUUACUCCGCCGGUAAUACAGCAUCGGCGGAGGUCCGCCGGUAUUACUCCGCCGGUAAUACAGCAUCGGCGGAGGUCCGCCGGUAUUACUCCGCCGGUAAUACAGCAUCGGCGGAGGUCCGCCGGUAUUUCACCGCCGGUCUUAAACUAUUACCGGCGGGUUCCGCCGAUGAUGAUGAUGAUGAUGAUGAUGUGGAUUGGUGA
This is a messenger RNA of Humulus lupulus (European hop), 857 nucleotides long. Its product is annotated as putative invertase inhibitor. Lineage: Eukaryota; Viridiplantae; Streptophyta; Magnoliopsida; Rosales; Cannabaceae. The coding region runs from base 60 to 857 and encodes 265 amino acids. The transcript has 3 exons. Gene Ontology annotation, molecular function: enzyme inhibitor activity. The record is from RefSeq and is a predicted model, not a curated record.